UUGCGCCCCAAAUAUGGAUUUGCAGGUGCGUGUCUAGCAAGUUCGCCUAGCUUUUCGAUUAAAAAACUCACAUGUAGAGGAGUUGAUAGCGGCGUUUACUGGUUGACAGUCUCAUUCCGCAUGAGUAGCGGAGGUAGAUUCGAUUUCGAGGACGGUGGAACCUAUUGCGGAGGAUGGCAAGAUGGAAAAGCACACGGAGCAGGAGUUUGUACUGGUCCGAAAGGUCAAGGAGAAUAUUCUGGAGAGUGGGAAAGCGGCUUUGAGAUUAGCGGCGUCUAUACUUGGCCUAGUGGUAAUUGCUAUGAAGGAGAAUGGAUGCAAGGAAAGCGACACGGCGUUGGUGUGGAGUUCAAAGGUAAAUGGACCUACAAGGGUGAAUGGACACAUGGAUUUAAAGGACGCUACGGGGUACGGUUAUCUACAAACUCGGAUGCUAGAUACGAAGGAACAUGGACGACCGGCUUACAAGAUGGCUACGGUGUAGAAACCUAUGCAGACGGUGGAACUUAUCGAGGCCAAUGGUUAAGAGGCAUGAGACACGGGUAUGGCAUGAGGCAAUCGGUACCAUACGGACUAGCUGCCGCCCACUACGAUUCGAAAACUCUUAGAGCUUCGCUAAGUUCUCUUCGUUCUACUGACCAGGAAGUUGAAGGACGCGAUAAACGAUCGGACGAAGUUCGAGGUGGUUUUGUUCUCAAAGGUCGUUUAGAUGAAUCAACCGCAGCCGCAUCAUUUCAAUCAAAAACACCUAAGUCUAGGCGAAAAUUUAUGGACGUUCUGAAAUUGCGUAAACACAAUAAAUCAACAGGCGAUAUAUCUAUGAGAUCGAAAAAAACUUCUUCAAUGAGAUCAACUUAUUCUGCUGAAUCGGCAACGCAUCUAUACGAUACUGAUGCCGAGAGCGAAGCAAGCCUAUUAUCAACUGAUGACCUUGAUUCGAGUGCAGUUGAAACCUAUAUAGGAGAAUGGAAGAAUGAUAAACGAGCCGGUUUUGGCGUUUCAGAACGUUCAGAUGGUCUAAGGUACGAAGGAGAGUGGUUAAACAAUACUAAACAUGGUUAUGGAGUAACUACUCUACGAGAUGGUUCAAAAGAGCAUGGAAAAUAUAAGAAUAAUAUUUUAGUGUCUUCCACUCAAGGAAGAAGUAAACUCUUUAUCCUUCGUUCAAAUAAACUGAAAGAGAGAGUAGAAAAUGCAGUUGGCGCCGCCCAAAGAGCAGCACAGAUUGCUGCCCAAAAGGCUGAUAUUGCUAUGACCAGAAUGUCUAAUGCUAGAGCAAAAUCUGAUGAAGCUGAGAGGGCAGCAACAAAGGCUAGAAAUGAUUCGAACGAAGCGAGAGUUAGAGCGAGGGAAGUAGCACCUGAAUUCCAUCAGCCAGGUACGGAUAUACAAAAGAAUAAAGUACCAACUGAAUUAACAAAUCACAUCUCUCCGGCUGCUCCUAUCAUCCCACAACAAAGUCGUCCUCCCAUACCAGAAGUGAAACUUCCGGCCGUUCAACAGUCAGCCCGUCUUUCAGAACUUUUCGACGCUACAGUAGUUACUGAUCAUUUCGAUCAGUACGAAACAGGUAGCGGAUUAGAUGCCGAAAGUAUAGGCAGAAGUUUGGAAGCUGUUUCGACUAGACCUGCGUCUAGAACAACGUCUCUAGCUCCUUCUCGCGGACACAGCGAGGAACGUAAUGAUCAAUUAGGCCAGCUUCCCGAAACCACAAAAUCUAGUCAACUAGGUCAAACAGGCCUUGUUCGGCGUUCCACUCUUCCUAGUAUAGUUAAAAGGAAUGAAAAACAAGAAGAGAAGAUGUAUGUCGUCGACAAAGGUAUUCGAAAACAGGUCCGUAAAGACGUUGAAAAGGACGGACCCUUUCGCUUGAAAAUAGAAAAAGUAAACGAUAACAUAAAAGGUAGCCUACCCGACGUGAGUAUUCAAUCAACAAUGAACCUCUUGCCCAGAGAGGAGGUUUAUAAGAUGAGCACUCAACGUCGGGAAGAGCUACGUCUUCUCAAGGAAGAAGAGGAACGAAGACGAAGACAGGAAAUUGUUCUCAGUUUAGGCAGUGUUAAGGAUUGGUGCAAGCAGCAACAACUUCUAAUGAUGGUCCUUGCCGUCAACAUAUCCCUCGCUACCCUCUUCUUCAAUCUACUUUCCUAACAUUCCGAAUUUAUUAGAAGUUAUUUACUGUAUUCAGAAAAGAGUAAAAAAACAAAAAAGGAUCGAAAAAAAAAUUUUAAUGCAAAUUUCACCGUUUCCUUUCCUCAGAUUUAUCUUCAACUUUUACUAUACUGCAGUACGGUUUGUAAUCAGCAAAAAUACACACCCUCUUAUAAUAAUAAUAAUAUUAAUAAUAAUAAAAGAAGAAGAAGAAAAAAAGGAGGAAUAAGAAGAAAAGAGAAAGAGGUGGGGGUAGUGGGUGUUAGGAUUGGGUAUGGCAAUAAAAAAGAAUGUAAAGGCCAUAGAAUUUUAUUACCCAAUUCUCCUUUUACCCCUUUUAAUCUCCCACUUAAUUCUUUUUUGCAUUCCGUUUAUAGUUUAUUCGAACGUAGCUAAUAAAGAUUGUGGUACAAACCAUACUAUGCUUUUUGUACCUAAGAGAGUAUGUUAGUGGAAUUUGAUACUUAAAAUACGUUCGAAUACCCCAGUAAAGUGGCAUUUCGAGAUUGUAGGUUUAUAUUAUGUGUUAAAUAGUGCUAUAUAUGAAAUUAUACAGUAUUUUUACAUAUUAUACCAAGCUUAUAUAUAAGUGAUACCCAAAUACACAGUAUAAUUAUAUAGCCUACGAACCACUUUUGACCCCGAGGGAAUAAAGGAACCAAACUGAACCGUAUUCGAAUGUGUUAUAUUUAGAUAGCUCUUUUUUUCCUCUUUUUUUUUUUACGUUUAGCCUACUUUUUACUAUAAUAUAUGGGAUAAAGAAAAAACCUUGUAAAAACCAAAGGGUCAUUAAAUGGAUUUCUUCAAAUUGAUAACGUUCACUUAAAAAUAUUUAAAUAUUAAAUACGUUUUAUAAGCGUUAAUUGUAUCUUAACUGAUCAAACAUUGUUUAUACAUAUUACAUCAAGAUUUUCUUAUUCUCUU
Molecule: messenger RNA, 3075 nt
Organism: Dimorphilus gyrociliatus
Lineage: Eukaryota; Metazoa; Annelida; Polychaeta; Dinophilidae
Source: the annotation of a GenBank genome assembly